UGUUGCUGCCACUUGUAAGUUGCUGUGACUGCAACCUAAAUUGCAUCCGGUGUUUAUUAUCACUUACAGUAAAGACAGUUUUUUUCUUGAAUGUAGCCAUUAGCAGGAUGGUGCCAAAUGUCAGUGCCGUUAUUAGCAUGAAAUUGUUGUCGUUAAAUGGACAAACCACAGCUCAAUGGACUUUUGUGUAGGUUAUUUUUGGAAGUAGAGCAACCAAAACGGCACACUGGGUUUAAAGUGCACCUCUCUUUAGAGGAUGAGUCCCAGCCAAUCCUGCUUGGUUUAAGUUUGGGUGAGAGUCGUGGUUAUGGUUAGCCUUUUGUUUUGCAUGGUUGCUCUGUGACACAAGCACCAAAUUUUAGUGAGAACAAAACAAAACCAGACAGUUCUCCAACAACACCUGUGGUUGAUGUUUAGAAUUUCAGUCACCUGAUGUCCACCUGCUGUCUUUUUUGUGUCGUCGCAUGUGACCUAGAUUAAGUUUCAGGUAAUCUGGUCACGCCACAUGUCCACAGCUGUUAACACAAACAGAUUACCAGUUCUGAAACUGGACACAUGCUGCGUGAUUGCACCUUUACGUUCUCCAAGGCCUAUAACUCAGCGAGCAGCUAGUCUGUCCAUUUAUCUACUUCAGGUUGCUCUGAGGUGUCGGCUAACUGACAUGAUGUAACAUCAGAUAUUUCUCUUCUCCACUGUGGCUCUGAUCCUGCAAUAUAGUGAAGCUGCGUUUGUGUAUCAAUGCUUCGUGAUGAUAAGUUACACUCAAGUAGCUGCUAUGAGGCCUUAGUCUAUUGGGAACUCUGAGGUCAAUGAGUCUCCACAUUGACUCCAAACAUCUUCACCAGUUCCAGUACUGGACAUCAGAGGAUAUACUGUAGGGUCACCCUCGAUGGAUCAGUACCCUGUGCACUCAUUGCAAUGAAUAACCUUCGUGGGUGACGGGGGUUUAGUUUUACUUUAGUUGCUGUCAUGACUGAUGAUGCUGACUGGUCAACACCCUGAGCUUCUGCGACUCACUUUGAGGUUUUCUACACACUAGCUGUAUAAUUCAGUGAGGUCAGUGAAGGUAGACGUUGGCCUGCUGCACCGUGAUAUUGUCACAUGGGCUCAAUAUCGGGAUAGUAGUGUGUGAUACUACCGCAAUAUUUUACGGUAAUGGUAAUGUCAUCAUACAUAGAUUCAUGGUGGAUCAAGGAAUUCCAUCCACGAUGAAUCGCCAUGUUCGAGUCAAUUAGGGAUUUCAGAAUGUAUUGCCAUGUCAUAGCCAAUACAAAGCAUUGUCAAUCAAUUUCACAGGAAGGACAGGCCAGUAAAGCAAAGUACAUAAUGUGCUGCUGUUAUGUAUAAGCACAGAAUGGUGACGGACAAGGUGGUCAUGCAUAUUCGUUGAGUUGGCAUGUUGUGUAGCUAUUCUUCAAGUUUUCAAGUGUCCCAUUGUUCGUGCAGCGAAAGCCAGAGUGGCUCCUGACUUAAAUCUGUUGCAUGUUUUCUUCUGAGACUGGUUUACCUCCUCCACCUAGUACCUCUUCCUUCCUUUAAUUUCCCUUCAAAGAGUACUCUGCCACAGCAACCGCUCCUUUCAUGAAAAGCAGAGCCACCCUAUGGAGCUUUCUAGAACUGUUGCCGUUUUGAGAGGAUCUUGUUAGAACGUCUACAUGUUUGUAGUUUGAAUUUUGAUAUUUGGCAUCCAUCCGUUUCCUGUCUUGGAUCAGCCCGGGGUCCACCUCCCAGUUGCCUGGAGCGACCUGCAGUGGCGUCAACACAUGUAUGAUUUAACUUCGGAUAGACCUGUUGCUUUGUCCGAUCAUUUUAAUAAGCCACUACUCAAAUGUCUAUUCCACUUGUGUCAUUUUUUUGUUUUUGUGAUUCUUGUCGGUAAAAGUUCAUCUUCAGUGCAUUAGAGAAGAAUCCUUUUAGUGGAACAGCAUCUACUGUUGUUUGUCAGCCAUGUGAUUAAAUUCAGCUGGAAAAACUAUUUUUAAACGCACGACAACAAAGCACUGUGAUCUUUAAGUUCAUUUUUGAGACGAUCAUGUCUCACUAUCGAACAAUGGUGGGUCAAAGUCAUUCAUCGGAGCAGCAAGUGUGGGUGGCUCAUGAAUGAACGAGCUGUUGGAUGAGGGGGUGAGGGCACUCAUGUAGACUCAGCUGAUCAUGGCUCACUCAGGACAUGAUGUCACCGGCGCCUGGUGCACACUGUCGCGCUGCAGUUAAAUCAGCUUAUCAGAGAGGGAGAGCAGAGCUGCCUCCAUGUGUGACCCUAAGCUGAUCAGAGGUGCCGUCUCAGUGACCGGACUCUACCUCAUAUAUGGAUACGGUGCCUCGCUCGUCUGCAACCUGAUUGGUUUUGUUUACCCGGCGUACUUUUCAAUCAAGGCCAUCGAAAGUCCCACCAAAGAAGACGACACCAAAUGGCUGACGUACUGGGUCGUGUACGGAGUCUUCAGCCUGGGCGAGUUCUUCUCUGAUAUUUUCCUUUACUGGUUUCCGUUCUACUAUGCGUUUAAGUGUCUGUUUCUACUAUGGUGCAUGGCUCCUACUUCCUGGAACGGCUCUCAGAUCAUAUACAACAGAGUGGUUCGACCCAUUUUCCUCCGCCACGAGGCCAUUGUGGACAAUAUGGUCAGUGACCUGAGUGGGAAAGCCAUGAGUGCUGCUGAGAACCUCACCAGAGAAGUUCUGUCCACGCUGGUGAAGAACAAAGCUCUGGUGACUCCAGCGCCUCCGUCUGAGCCCAAAAGUUUGCCUAGCACAUCUCAAGAACCUUCUCCAACAAAAAGAAGCUCUUCUAAACAAUCGAAGGAGACGCAACCCGCUGAAGCUGGUGAGGACCAUCGCUGACACUGAAGCUUUUUUUUUUUUUAAUUGCCAUUUUGUAUCGACAAAUUUGAUCUCAAAUCGUGUCCUUUUCAAUGUUUUCAAUGUCUUUUAUUUUCUACUUUGUUCUCUUCAUCUGUCGUCACUUGAGUCUGCAGCGGUGUGUCGCACAUGUCUGGAGAGUAGAAACUCUGGUACUUUCGAACAUCUGGAUCAUAAAGGGCCAUCGACAUCUUCAUGCUGAUGUUGUUAGUAGAGAUAGUCUCCUGUUUCACUGGAC
Molecule: messenger RNA, 3097 nt
Organism: Synchiropus splendidus (mandarinfish)
Lineage: Eukaryota; Metazoa; Chordata; Actinopteri; Syngnathiformes; Callionymidae
Gene: reep6
Product: receptor accessory protein 6
Exons: 6
Coding region: 2251-2841 (196 amino acids)
Source: RefSeq, a predicted model, not a curated record